Pangasianodon hypophthalmus (striped catfish) is the source of this 1433-nucleotide messenger RNA. RefSeq names its product 5'-nucleotidase, cytosolic IB b (gene nt5c1bb). The record is from RefSeq and is a predicted model, not a curated record. The transcript is spliced from 6 exons. Gene Ontology annotation, cellular component: cytoplasm; cytosol. Lineage: Eukaryota; Metazoa; Chordata; Actinopteri; Siluriformes; Pangasiidae. Gene Ontology annotation, biological process: nucleotide metabolic process; adenosine metabolic process. Gene Ontology annotation, molecular function: nucleotide binding; magnesium ion binding; 5'-nucleotidase activity. The coding region runs from base 132 to 1214 and encodes 360 amino acids.
UCAGUUUACUUCCUGAGCCAGCGCCCUCCUCUCUCUCUCUCUCUCUCUCUCUCUCUCUCUCUCUCUCUCUCUCUCAGGGAAGUGAAGCUCUGGUCGUGUUUUAUUUCUCUGGAACAGCAGUAAGCAGUAAAAUGAGUGAAACAGGAGAGAAAUCGUCGGUGAAAAUUGGAGAUGAAGCGGAAAAGGACUGGGAAGCUGCCAAAGCGUUUUUCAACAACCUGAAGAGUAAAAAACCCAGACCUCCGAAGCCGUGCACUGCGAUUACGAUUGCUGUUUCGUCUCGGACUCUGUUCAACAUGGUGGAGGAGAGGAAGAUCUAUGAGGAGAAAGGACUGGAGCAGUACGUCAGCUACAACCAACAGCACGAGAACCAACCUCUCAAACCUGGAGCUGCCUUCCCCUUCGUCAAGGCGUUGAUGACGGUGAACGCUCGUCUGAGGGAGCUGUACCCCGAGAGUGAGGAGCUGUUUGAUAUCGUAUUAAUGACUAAUAACCACGCCCAGGUGGGGGUGCGGCUAAUCAACACCAUCAAUCACUACGAUCUGCUGAUUGAGAGGUUUUGUAUGACGGGAGGUAAGAGUCCAGUCGGUUACCUGAAGGCAUACAUGACAAACCUGUACCUGUCUAAAGACCCGGAGAAAGUGAAGGACGCCAUCGAGGAGGGCAUCGCAGCGGCCACCCUGUUUACUCCGGGUAAGAAGAUGGAGUUGAGUGAAUCUCAGCUCAGAGUAGCUUUUGAUGGCGAUGCUGUGCUUUUCUCAGACGAGUCAGAGAUCAUCGUGAAACAGCAAGGACUCGAUGAGUUCUUUGAGCAUGAGAAGGCAAAUGUGAACAAACCACUUGCUCAGGGUCCUCUGAAGUGUUUCCUGGAAGCGUUGGGGAAACUGCAGAGGAAGUUCUACUCUAAGAAUGAGAGGAUGAACUGCCCGAUCCGUACGUUCCUAGUGACGGCGCGCAGUGCGGCGAGUUCUGGAGCUCGAGUUUUAAAAACUCUGCGCAGCUGGGGACUGGAGAUCGACGAGGCACUCUUCCUCGCUGGGGCUCCCAAAGGUCCUCUCCUGGAGAAGAUCAAACCACACAUCUUCUUCGAUGAUCAGAUGUUCCACAUUGAGGGAGCCACGGAGACCGGCACCAUCGCUGCUCACGUGCCUUAUGGGAUUGGACAGAAAUAUCACAAAGGAAAACUGAUCGAGCAGCCGGAAAAACAGAAGUGAGAGGGUGAGAACGCUGAGGUUCAGGAUCAGAAGGGUACAGACUGAUUAUUAAUCUCCAUCACUUGGUUUAUAAGGAGCACUUCAAUCAAUUAAUCAAACAAACAUUUCAAUGAACAAGUUUACAGUUUGCUGUAUAUUUUAUCUGAACAGAAAUCUGAUUAAUCUGAGUUUAGGAGAGGAAAAUGGAGGUGGGGUUAGGAUGGGGGCGGGGUUAGGGUG